CUCCUCGCAGUUUCAGUUGAAAGACAGAAACGGCGGCUUGAUUCGAGGUCAGUUUAGUCCGCGCACGAGCCGAAAUAAGCUGAGCUUUCGUCCUGAUAUCGUCGUAACAUCGGGACAAAUCGCGACACGAACGAAUAACGAUGAUCUUUCGCUCGUAUCGGGUGGUGGCACGGUGAGACGAUCAACCGGUAAUCGAGAUUCGCUCGAGAGUCGGGAUAAACCGAACGACGAGUCUAGUGUCGGUAGUAAAACGUAUGCUGUAACAUCGGUGACAGAAGAGGUUAGGCGUAGAGGAAGGGAAGGAACAACGGACUGUGAGAUCGUUGGCUUCGUCGUGUGUCGAAGCGAGUAGAGCUAGUGUUCAUUGUGCCAGCCAACGGUUUACUUCGACCAGCGCCAUCGUGACAACGCAGCAUCGACAUGGAGGAUACGGAAGCGGAAUAGUGUCGUUGAGAUGCCGUGAAGUAGUUCCCGAGACAUGAAGAGAGCGCGACCGUGGGCCGCGUGGGUUUCUCUGAGUCGGGACCGACGAUAGCAGAGCCGCGAUCAAAAUGAGCAUUCUAAACGCGGAUUCGGAGAACCGCGUGACCCUGAACGUGGGCGGUAUCCGGCACGAGACGUACAAGGCGACCCUGAAGAAGAUCCCCGCGACCAGGCUGUCGAAGCUGACCGAGGCCCUCGCCAACUACGACCCGGUCUUGAACGAGUACUUCUUCGACAGGCAUCCGGGGGUCUUCGCCCAGGUGCUCAACUACUAUCGCACAGGGAAGCUCCAUUACCCGACCGACGUGUGCGGCCCCUUGUUCGAGGAGGAGCUCGACUUCUGGGGCCUCGACUCCAAUCAGGUGGAGCCCUGUUGCUGGAUGACGUACACCCAGGUGAUCAGCAUAGUCUCGGUCCUGUUCAUCUGCAUCUCGAUCCUGUCGUUCUGCCUGAAGACGCAUCCGGACAUGCGGGUGCCGGUGAUCGUGAACCGUUCGGUGAACACGGGGAACGGGAGCUCCUGGGCGGUGGACAAAACGCACACGAACGCUCACGACUUCUUUUUCUACAUCGAGUGCGUGUGCAACGCCUGGUUCACCCUCGAGUUCCUGAUACGGAUCACCGCAAGCCCGAACCGGUGCGUGUUCAUCAAGAGCUCGGUGAACCUGAUCGACAUGGUCGCUACCCUGAGCUUCUACCUCGACCUGGCCCUCCAACGCUUCGCCUCCCACCUCGAGAACGCGGACAUCCUCGAGUUCUUGAGCAUAAUACGCAUCAUGAGACUGUUCAAGCUGACACGCCACUCGUCCGGCCUCAAGAUCCUGAUCCAGACGUUCCGCGCAUCCGCCAAAGAGCUGACCCUUCUUGUAUUCUUCCUGGUCCUCGGCAUCGUGAUAUUCGCGAGCCUGGUCUAUUACGCGGAGCGUACCCAGUACAAUCCGAAGAACGACUUCAAGAGCAUACCGUUGGGCCUGUGGUGGGCCCUGGUCACGAUGACCACGGUCGGCUACGGGGACAUGGUGCCCAAGACCUACGUGGGCAUGUUCGUGGGCGCCCUCUGCGCCCUGGCCGGCGUGCUGACCAUCGCCCUGCCGGUGCCCGUGAUCGUCAGCAACUUUGCGAUGUAUUACAGUCACACGCAGGCGCGAGCCAAGCUGCCCAAGAAGAGGCGCCGCGUGCUUCCGGUCGAGCAGCCGAGGGUCCGGGCCGCGCCGCUGGGCGGAGGGGUGGCGGGCGCGCAGGGGCCCCCGGCCUACACCCAACACCACCACAUGCACCCGGGUGGGCCCGCGUCGGGGGCCGCCCCUGGACACGGGCAGACGCCCGGGAUCGGGUGCAUAGGCGGCCAGGGGCCUCAGAACAGACGGAUGAACGCCAUCAAGACCAAUCAUCCCAAGGAUGUUUCGUUCGCCGCGAAAACAGUGGGUUCCAGAGGAGGAGCGGAGGAACUCUAACCUGCGGACCAACGGGACCAAGAUAGCCGGAGGUUUGGGUUAAAGCUGGAACCAACACUACUCUCCACUGCCAAGGCGCGCUCGACAAGGGGCGUCGGGACGUCGACCUAUCGAGUCGAAUGCGGGGAAUACGGAGUGAAGGAGAGGAAGGAAGGAAGCCGGGUAAAGGAGGGGAAAGAUCGGAGGAGGAACGAGCUCGAGGCGGGGGUAUCAAGAUUGCAUGAUCUAUAAGGGAAUAUUAGAUCGGCGCGGACCCGAAUGUCGGAUUUUUUUCAUCCCAGCCACGUCUCUUUCAGCGCGUCAAUUAUUUACGCGCGUCCCCUCUUAUUUUUCGUUCCCUUCCUUUUUGCACGCGUGUUGCCGAGAGAGAGAGAG
Molecule: messenger RNA, 2312 nt
Organism: Apis florea (little honeybee)
Lineage: Eukaryota; Metazoa; Arthropoda; Insecta; Hymenoptera; Apidae
Product: potassium voltage-gated channel protein Shaw
Biological process (GO): potassium ion transmembrane transport; protein homooligomerization; action potential
Cellular component (GO): postsynaptic membrane; axon terminus; presynaptic membrane
Molecular function (GO): delayed rectifier potassium channel activity; protein binding
Source: RefSeq, a predicted model, not a curated record